AUGCUAUUAUCAAGGAUAGGAUAUGGUAUUAGAGCCAGUCCUUUCAGAUACCUGAAGGUUAAUAUGCUAGGGUUGUCGCUUUCCCAGCGGUUUAAAUCGAAUUUACCAGAAGACUUUAACCCGAAGAAGGACCUACCAACUAGUGGAGAAUGGAAGCAUAUGAAACACCAUAUACCAGGAGAGGCCGAACACAAGAACGAUUUGAAAAGUCGUAUUCCAAAAUUUCCACUCGGUAAAGAAGCUGUUCCUACGUUAUUGCCUAGACCUGGAGUUCCCCAGGUUGGACCGAAAUAUUCAUUCAGACAAGUGGUUCAGAUUUUGAAGAAUAAACAGAAACCAGAAUUGAUUUACGAAGCCGAACCGCACAGAUUGUACUUCUUAGCAUCGUUCUGCUGUUCGCUCGUGUUCGCUGUUUAUGGGUUUGUUCUUUUGGAAUAUGCGUAUUUCCAGGCUAACAAAGAUUACGAAGAAAAUGACCAGGAGCUUAGUGAGCCGAUCAGAAAACGUGAAUGGUUCAUUUCGCUCAUCAAGUACUCUACUCUCGGUGUGAUUGCAUUGGUAGCUGCUACCGGGUUUGCAAAGUUUCCAACUAGAUUGGUCAGAAGAAUGUGGUAUUUGCCGGGCCCAGUCGAGCAUGUCAAAUUCACGUCAUAUCCCCUUUUCCCUGGGGCACCUACACCUGUGAUCACUCUUCCACUUAGCUCGAUAGCCAGAAAACAUACUGCCCGGGUAUGGACUGGAAAAGGGUUCUACGGAACCGCCGAUAAUUCCAUGUUCUUCUUUGUUCUUAAAGAAACGGGCGCCAAGUCAAGGAACUGGAUUGUUGACAGAAAGGGGUUCUUCUGGUCUGACGGGCGUGUAUUUGACUUCUUAUUUGGCAAAGAGACCAUCGCUGAGGCUGAGGCGGGCAUUCCGUACGACGAGCAGGUCGGUAUAGUCAAUAGAGAGGUUGAAAGAAAGAGAAAAGAGUUGCGGGCCAAACACGGAUUCUUCUACAAGUGGAAAAUCCAGGCUCAGGAUAUGAAAAAGGACGUGCAAGGAGCCACUAACUAUGUGAACCAGUUGAGAAGUCCCAAGAAACCUAAGACCACCAAUCAAAUUGAUGGCAAGAAAAAUAACCUGUAA
Molecule: messenger RNA, 1125 nt
Organism: Debaryomyces fabryi
Lineage: Eukaryota; Fungi; Ascomycota; Pichiomycetes; Serinales; Debaryomycetaceae
Exons: 1
Coding region: 1-1125 (374 amino acids)
Source: RefSeq, a predicted model, not a curated record